CUUGGGCUUUGACAGAACAGAAGCAGAUGGAGGAUGCACGAUGGAUGCAGUCGUGUGUAGCUGAAUCAUACAGAAACUUACUUUUUGUUCCAAAAAGUUUUUUAACAAAUUUUUGAAGCGUACAUGUCUGUUCAAAUUGGUUCAAACAACCUUUCUGCAAAUGUCUCACGAUUAAUGCAAAAGUUAUUUCGAGGCUUUCUCAUAGUACGCUCUAAAUGGAUAAAUGUACUUUAUAAAAAGAGUGUUGUAUAUUUAACAAGUCAUAGUUUAUACAUGUUGAAAGUGAAUUAAUCAAGUUUCAUUGAACCUGGCACAAAUUGUACUAGAAAUGUCUAGAUUGAUCAGCACUUAAACAUCCAGCUGCAUUUUGAUAUAAGAAAUGACGACGCUCAUUGACAACUACGAGCAACAAUAUGCAAUUUUGACAGCUGACAUUACUGCCAAAAUUGGUAGAAUAGCAGUUUUAAACAUCAAUGAGAAAAGGCCGUUUAUACAAGAUGUUGAUCGGGAACUCGAAGAAGCUCAAGAACUGCUCGAGCAAAUGGAAUUGGAAGUGCGAGGUGUCUCAGGCUCAGCAAGAGAUCGUCUCCGUGUCAGAGUCGAGAGUCACAGAGCAGAACUUAAAAGAUUAACUCAAGAAUUUGAUUUAUCAAAGAAUCCCAAAAUUGAUGUCAUUGAUUUGGGUAUUGAAGAGUCCUGGGACAAUGGCAUCACCGAAGAGCAAAGAAAAAGAUUGCUUGAUGCUUCCGAGAGAAUAGAUCGAACUGGAAGAACCUUACAAAAUGGGUAUCGAAUGGUCCUCGAAACUGAGGAAAUUGGUACUCAAGUUUUGAAAGAUCUUCACGACCAAAGAGAAACAAUUCAGAGAAGCAGAGGAAGGUUACGAGACACAGAUGCAGAACUUGGACGAGGAUCCCGUCUAUUAUCUGGAAUGAUCUUCAGGGCUUUUCAACAGAGGCUAAUCUUGGCUACAGUCACUCUUGUAUUGAUAUUUGUAGGCUGUUUUGUUAUUUAUUACAGCUUUAAGAGCUAAAUAAUGUGCCUCGACUGAGUCUAAGGGAAAAAUCCAAAAAAAAAGAAGCAAACCAAAGGAUCUAAUCCUGCUUCUAUUUUCAAGUAUUUCACAUGAUAUACAGUUCUUGUCUAUAAAGUUUAAAGUAAGUUAUUUGCAAAGCAACGCCUCAGUAAGAUGAGUUUUUAAUUUAUUUAUAAAAUCUCGUCACUACGGCCGACACGUGACACGUAAUGUGUACCGCGAAUUUGGAAUUUUGCCAUUUACACAAGUACACGUUGUUCUUUAAGAUUGUUGUUCAAUAUAAGAGGGUGAAAACCCUCCGCAAAUUGUCCUUAUAAAUCAGUGGACUGAAUUUAGAAAGCAAUUUACACUCGUCAUUGACUGACAAUUCUAGUCAUUUGAUAAAUGUUCUUUUCUUUAGUGUUUAAGAAUGUAGAGAUUUAAUGUGCAAUUAUCUGCUGGAAUUUUUUUAACAAUUCAAGCGGAAUUCUAUAAGAAAAAUGCGGGAAAACUCUGGAAUCUUGUAUAUAUUUUUAUUUUUUUUUAUUCAACAGUGUCAGUUUGUUUGUUCUUUUUCAUAAAAAAUUUAAUCAUUUUUCGCGAUAAAUACAUGAUCAUUUCACUAAUGCUAAUGUACUUCACUAUUUAAAACUACACUUUCAAACGCACUUCUUAAUUUUUUGGAAAUAAGUAAAAAGAGAUGUCACUUGUUUGUUUUUAAUUUUUGUUUUUUGUUUUUUUAUAUAUGUACAUAACUGACGUGAAUGGAUAAGAGGGAGAGGGCAAAAAUUAAUUGUAAAUAAGACGUGAUGGUUAUUUGUGAAAGUAUAAUGUAAUUUGUAAAGAAAUAGGCAAGCUUAACAAUAUCUCGAUUUUAUUAUCUAUCACGUUAUUAUCAGAAGCCUUAAUGGCAUUCUUCUUUGUGAUCGUUUCGCAAUGCUAUGUAUCGAUGGAAGAAAUGAUAAAUAAUAAAAAGAUAUAUCAGAA
Leptopilina heterotoma is the source of this 2002-nucleotide messenger RNA. RefSeq names its product vesicle transport through interaction with t-SNAREs homolog 1A (gene Vti1a). The transcript is spliced from 4 exons. Gene Ontology annotation, molecular function: SNAP receptor activity; SNARE binding. The record is from RefSeq and is a predicted model, not a curated record. Lineage: Eukaryota; Metazoa; Arthropoda; Insecta; Hymenoptera; Figitidae. Gene Ontology annotation, biological process: retrograde transport, endosome to Golgi; intra-Golgi vesicle-mediated transport; intracellular protein transport. Gene Ontology annotation, cellular component: SNARE complex; endoplasmic reticulum membrane; Golgi apparatus. Bases 380 to 1033 code for a protein of 217 amino acids.